This is a messenger RNA of Fusarium tjaetaba, 2364 nucleotides long. RefSeq names its product uvs-3-like protein. The record is from RefSeq and is a predicted model, not a curated record. Lineage: Eukaryota; Fungi; Ascomycota; Sordariomycetes; Hypocreales; Nectriaceae. Bases 1 to 2364 code for a protein of 787 amino acids. The transcript has 2 exons.
AUGGAUCUCGACGACGAGUUCUCCGAUGACGGUUUCGACGACAUCCCUGCCAAUGCCCUCCAGGAGCUCGAGGAUAACGCAAUACAACUCACGCAGGCCCAAGCCCAAUCGAAGCCAUUGACACAGCGCCCACGCAUCGAAUCCCCAGAAAUAGUCUGGAUAGAAGACGAUGACCUCGAUACGACCGAAGUGACGAAUGACGCCGGUGUUCCUAUUGGGAGGCCAGUUGUAGACGGCAAUUUCCAACAAAACCAGUCAUCUCAAAGCUACUACUUGGACUCUCGACGUUCAGUUCCGCCCCCAAAUCCACGAUGGAACCCUAUUGUCGAACCUUCGAAGCGGCGGCCCAUGGGCCAAACCCCUCAACAGCCUUACAAUGCUGGACCACCUCACCAGCCCAUGUACACCUCUCAGCAGUUCCAGACCCAGAGCUCCAACUUCGUUCGUGCUCAACCGAGUCAAUUUGCUCGGCCUGCUGUGCCACAAAACAGACCAGGAGCCUCUCAACAGUCCCAGAAUCAACCUGGCGAUAUCUUGUCAGCACUACAGCAGCGAGUUCGAGCCCUCGAGGAUCAACUCAAAGCAGCUCUGGGAGAAGCUUCGAUUGUCCGAUCCAAUUUUGUGAAAUCGAACGAGGAGCACGCUGCAGAGGUUGCUCGUCUGAACAAGAUCAAUGCCGAACAAUUGGCGAAACAGGAAAGGAUUGCUGAGGCAGCUAUUGCCGCUGAACAGAACGCCAACACGGAACUUCAAUUUCUACAGCGGGACAUGAGAGAGGUCAGUGAUCGAGUUCGCCGCAAGGAUCCCGCUGUUGGAACCUCGGCAGGAGUUACGACUCCCAAGAAGGCAAACAAGUCAUGGGUUGCGGAUGGGUUCGAUGAGAUGGAUAUUGUUGUAAGUCCAAGUAAGGGCCAAGGACGGAGCAGAAAUCCUGGCUCAGUUGCCUUACACGUCGGUGAGAGAACACCUAGCAAAGGAAAAAGGAAACGACCGACUGUUGACAGUCCUAUCAUGGCAUUGGAGACUCACACCGACAGCUUCGCCAGUAGUACUGGGAAGCCAGAGGCUCCAGUACACCAACCCCCGCUUGUGGUAGCGCCACCACCAGCUGUCCUUUUUGAGUUUCUACCACUUGUGCUCGAUCAUGGAGCCCCUCGCCCAACACUGGACAUCUUGUCUCGCUUCUCCUUCAAAGAUGACAAAGAUACCUCGCUUUCCGCCAUAAUAUUCCAAAAAAUACCUCUGAUGGGAAGUCCUGAUCGACCGAUGCAGCUCCUUGUGGACUUUGCAAAUCUUAUGGUCAACAUGUGGAAUCGCUGUCAUGAGGAGCAGCUCUGGGAGCCGAUCAAGUAUUUGCUCUCGAUCAUCUCCUUUAUCUUCUCACUCCACGCAUCAGAAGUCGUUCCCUUCGUUUUGCCGAAUCUGACACCUCCCGCGCAAGCCACCAUCUGCACUUUGGCUGAAUGGCAGCACCGCAUUCGUGAGGGUGAACGACGGCUGAGGAACGAUGACUUCCAGUCGAUGAAGGAACAUAUAAAGAUCAUUGAUAUUUUGUCAGUCUUGUAUACAAGCGCUUUAGCUUGCUCCACUGCAAUGGAUGUGACAGAAGAUGAAAUCAAGCCCAAGUCGACAGUCUUUUGGCGAUGCAUAAAACCCGACAUGGUCUACAAACUUCUAAGCCCAAAGCAAGAGCUUUCUGAUAUCUUGGGCAUGCUCGAGCUCCUGACAACCUCUGCACUUCCAGACUCAAUAGGUCCGAUUACAGACGACGAAGAUACUCACGUGGCUAGUCAUGUCAUCAACCAUGUUACAAACAAGCUUACGGAUUACCACCCAUCAGUAACUACCCGCCAUGAGAAAUCUACUUUAUGCUUGGCUGCUUUGCGAACGCUCAUCGCCUUUUCACGCCAUCCUUUUGGCGCUAAGGAGCUUGCGUCUCACAGUCUCGCUCUCCCUCGCCUUGUGGCCUGCCUCAGCAUGUCCAUAGACGAGCUGUACGACCAGCCUAUCCCUUUUAACAUCCUACCACAAACAUCCGAGACCAAGGAUAUACGCCAGAGAUCAACUACGACGUCGUACUCGGCUGGUCUAUAUCGGAUCAUUUCACAAUGCGUCUUCUUGAUACAUGCUUUAGUGACAGGCCCCGAUACCGCCAAUCUCGCAGACAUUAGCGAGAAGCUCUCAAUGGCUCACGGGGGAAGCCAAAGAUACCUUCUCGCUCUAGGAAGACUUGCUUUUGCCGAGGAAGAUUUAGUGAUGGAGGCCGGGAUCGAUGGAGAGACAGUUGAGGCAGCCCAUGAGUUGCUCGAACUGGAGGUGACGCCAGAUGAGGGCGAGGUAGUGAAUGAAGCAUUUGGCGGCUAA